CCGCCAAGAGUUCAGAUCUGGAAAGGCAGGAAAACCCUGGAAAAGUCAGGAAAUUUAUACAGUUCCAUUUUUACGUAAACUUUUGAGAGACCCAAAAUGGCCAUACCAUUCUUUGAGGAAGAGCAUACCUCCAAUUCCGAACCGAGUGGCGAUCAAGUGGAUAGUCCCAUGGCUUUCUCCAUAGAUCCCGGACAUGAUCAAGUGGACUUCGAAGGACCUCCGUCUGCCGCCGAGGAAGUCCCCCAGCCGGGAGCAACAAGUGAGCCAGUUUCACCGCCGAGCGCCGAGGAGCAACUGUUGGCCUGGAAGAUCCUGGCACUCACCAUGUGCAAGGCCCUCAAGCAGUUUUACCUUCAACACAAGGCAUCCGGAAAAUCCAGCAAACUAAAGGCCACCGUUCAAAUUCAACCGCAGGCGCAGUAAAUAUUUUUGGUAUAAAAAUAUUUAACACCAACUAAGGCUCCUAAAAGCGCAACUUGUGAUUACUUUAUGUACGUUGGUGAGAACUAGCGCAGCCCCGAAAUUUUCGAGAGAGAAAGAGCGAGACAGUGACAGAGAAAUGUGAAUCGAUUUCCCAAGGAAAAACCCAAAAAACAUAAUAAUUUUUAUACAUGUAUUUUCUUUGUCGGAAAUUAUUCCUGCCCAGAGUUUCUAAAUUGCCGUCGGGUUACAAAAAAAUCUAAAAAUUUGGAGAAGCGCAAAUGUGAUAAAUAAUUUUGCUAAAAAUAUUUUCAGUCCAAAUAUUUGUUUAGUAAACUUAUUUAAGUUAGUUUUACUGAUUUAAAUGAUUAAGUAAAGUUCUCUUAGAAGGUCGGCCCAGUGCAAAGAAAUGUGAAGGAAAGAAUCUUAAAAAAAAUAUUGGAGAAUGGUCCGAAAAGAUUAAAAACAAAAUUUUAUAAGCAGCAGCUAGUUUUCAAAUCGAAACCAACUUAGUUGAUAAGCCAAACUAUUCUAUAUUCUAUACCUACAAAUAGUUACAACUUUUUUACAAACAACUCUCUUGGUGUCUAUUUAUGGGGAAAUUUUAAAGUUUCAACUUCCUAGGUAGAAUGCUUCUUCAACUUAGCAAAUAGUUAUGGAAAUAUAUUUUUUAAGCAAUAAACAUAUAUAUUUUUAUAUUUACUUUGCCGUCAAUGUUUAAGCUGUGUGUGUGUCAAUUUAGUUUUUAAAUCUAUACUUAUAAGCAAUAUGUGGCUAGGACUCUAUGCAGAUUAAUCGGAGAAGAGGCGCAUUUUCGCGCCACGAGCAUAAACAUAGUACAAGUUCAAAAGUAGAAAUAUUUACAUACAUAACCAAAACUACACAUCUUUUAAGUAAUUUAAA
Drosophila subpulchrella is the source of this 1323-nucleotide messenger RNA. RefSeq lists its product as uncharacterized. The transcript has a single exon. Lineage: Eukaryota; Metazoa; Arthropoda; Insecta; Diptera; Drosophilidae. The coding region runs from base 97 to 423 and encodes 108 amino acids. The record is from RefSeq and is a predicted model, not a curated record.